UCUCAUCCACCAAACGCUCAUCCACAAAGAUAACCCCCAUCAUAACGAAUCCCUCUUCCUCAUCCUCUUCAAACUUCUACUCUACUUCACUUCAAAUAAUUCAAAGCAGAAACAAGAAGAGGUCGCCAAAAAAUAAAAAAUGGCCAUGAAGCUGUGGGCUUCUUCUACAGCCAAUGCGCUUAAAAUCUCCUGCUCCAAGAAGGCCGGAGCCACCCCUUCUCUCACCUUCUUCUCCAGAUGUUUCUCUUCUGUUUUGGAUGGUUUGAAGUACAGCAAUUCUCAUGAAUGGAUUAAACAAGAAGGCUCAGUUGCCACUAUUGGCAUCACUGACCAUGCUCAGGACCAUUUGGGAGAAGUUGUGUUCGUCGAGCUGCCGGAAUCCGGCAGCGAGGUAACGAAAGGAGGCAGCUUUGGAGCAGUGGAGAGUGUCAAAGCAACCAGCGAUGUGAACUCUCCCAUUUCAGGCCAAGUGGUGGAGGUCAACACUAAGCUCACAUCAACUCCUGGCCUGAUCAACACCAGCCCUUAUGGAGAUGGAUGGAUGAUUAAGGUCCGGCCAAGCAGCCCUUCAGAGCUGGAAGCGAUGAUGGGUCCGGGAGAAUACAGCAAGUUUUGCGAGGAAGAAGAUGCUCACCAUUAACGCAAUAAGGAAAUUCUGUAUUUUUGCGUUUGUUGUUCUUUCAAAGUAGUUUCUUUUUUGAGUGUUUACAAGUCUAAGCAAACUUAUUCUGGGGAUUUGUUCCUUGUUAUUUCAUAUGUAGAUUGAUUGA
This is a messenger RNA of Phalaenopsis equestris, 770 nucleotides long. RefSeq names its product glycine cleavage system H protein 3, mitochondrial. Gene Ontology annotation, cellular component: glycine cleavage complex; cytoplasm; mitochondrion. The record is from RefSeq and is a predicted model, not a curated record. Bases 140 to 640 code for a protein of 166 amino acids. Gene Ontology annotation, biological process: glycine decarboxylation via glycine cleavage system; protein lipoylation. Lineage: Eukaryota; Viridiplantae; Streptophyta; Magnoliopsida; Asparagales; Orchidaceae. The transcript is spliced from 4 exons.